Molecule: messenger RNA, 1922 nt
Organism: Vespula pensylvanica (western yellowjacket)
Lineage: Eukaryota; Metazoa; Arthropoda; Insecta; Hymenoptera; Vespidae
Product: zinc finger protein 37 homolog
Exons: 4
Coding region: 238-1842 (534 amino acids)
Biological process (GO): regulation of transcription by RNA polymerase II
Molecular function (GO): RNA polymerase II cis-regulatory region sequence-specific DNA binding; protein binding; DNA-binding transcription factor activity
Source: RefSeq, a predicted model, not a curated record
UCUCCACGGACGGUCGAAGUCUUUCGAAUGUUAGUCGAUCUCACGAUACGAUCACCGUCGAUCGUUCACGUACCGUGAAACAACGUAAAUCUGUGAAAAUAAAAAAAAAAGAAAGAGAAACAAAUGGAAAAGGUGAUAAUAAAACGUAUCAUAUAGUAUGCAAGUAGAACUCGGCUGAUCGUGUUAAUUAUAUUAUCCAUAAAGGAAUAUUACUUUAUCGAGAAGUAUUAAAAGUGAAUGGAAGAUAAGAAUCAAUCAUCGAUCGAAAAUUUUCUAAAAGGAGCAACGCCAUCCCGAACAUUCGCGGACGUCGUUCUUUGUUGCUUCGGUGGUGAAAGGUUUUUGACGCAUCGACUCGUUCUUUCAGCUGCUAGUCCCUACUUACAGAAAAUUUUGGAGGCUGACGGCAAUUCGUCGAAUCAUCGAGAACCUAUAACCAUUGUAUUAGCAGAGAUCGAAUCAACGGAAUUAUCGGCAAUCCUCGAUUUUAUCUACACUGGUAGUACGAAAGUAUCACGAGCCAGAUUGAACGCAUUUUUACGAACAGCUACGGUUCUACAUAUACGUCUUCCACCCCUACCUGCUGCGAUCGUCUAUAAUACAUUUGAUCGAGAGAAUACAUCGUAUACUUUCGAUUUCAAGGCUGUCCCAAGUAAACCACAGUAUGAAACCUCUCUGAAUUUGAGUAGAGUCGCCGAACAUCCUCAAGAAUCGUGUAGAUUUCAAACAGAAGACUCUUGGGAAUCGCAAUUGACGUCAUUGAAAUAUUCAGACAAAUUGGGAUCAUCUAACAAAGUAGAUUACUCAUGGACGAACAAGGAUCCAGAUUGCUUCGAGGAAAGAUGGUGGAAAACGUGGCGACGACGUCGACACGUGGCGAAUUGCGUGACGGCAUCACCUUGGCGUCAAAUCAUCAGACCUCAUCAUUCGCCAAAAGUUCGAUCGAAUCCGACGGGUGUCAAUACCGAUAGACUAACGGACAAGUUGAAAGAAGAUAAAAUCGACGCGACUUCGUAUGGUGUUCAAUACGACGAUUCUAUCAAGCAACAUUCUUCUUUCGAAAGUAUCGUAAAUUCCAUCGAUACGACGUACUUAUCUAAAGAGAUUCGAGAGGAGAAGACAUCAGGCAAAGAUAGAGAGAAUCUUGAAGAUUCUCAAAAGGAUCUUCGAAGGAACGAAAAAGAAGAUGCGAAAAGGGAGAAACCAUUUCGUUGUGCCGAUUGUGGGAAAGAAUUUUCGCAGUUGCGCAAUUACAAGUACCAUCGUAGCGUGCAUGAGGGUACACGGGAAUUCGCGGCGAGUUGCCCGGAAUGCGGGAAAUACUUCAACGAUCGUGGUUACCUUAGCUCGCACAUGAAGAUCCAUCGUAACCGUAAGGAAUACGCUUGCCUCGUAUGCGGCAAGAGUUUCAAUCAGCGAGUGGCUUAUAAUAUGCACGCUAAGAUACACACCGGUUUGAAGCCUCACAGUUGCGAACAAUGUGGUAAAGCUUUCUCGCGGAAAAUGCUUCUCAAACAGCAUCUCAGGACCCAUUCUGGCGAACGACCCUAUCGAUGUCACAUCUGUCAGAAGGCUUUUGCGGAUAGAUCGAACAUGACGCUUCACACGAAGCUUCAUUCUGGGUUGAAGCCCUAUCAAUGUAGUCUGUGUUCCAAGGCCUUCACUAAGAAGCACCAUUUAAAGACUCACCUCAACUCUCAUACUGGAUCCAAACCUUAUUCUUGUUCCAAAUGUGGUUUAAAUUUCUCCCAAAGUAGCAAUAUGAGAACACAUUUUAAGAAAUGUACAUCCGAGACUAAUCCCAUAGUUUUGAUCGAUGAUUCGAGGAAGAUGGCAAAAUAGUCUAUGCUUCGUAAAAAGAAAUGUAAACAUUUCGAAACCGAUUGUAUAACUUAUGAACGAGACUCAAACAAUUUUUUUAU